AUGCAGUGCUACACAGAGAUACUCCCCCCCACAGGGGUUACUCAUGCUGUGUCAGCGUCAUUCACCUCAGCAACGGCCAACAACCUGAUUGUCAUUAAAACUUCCCUUCUGCAGAUCUUCUCUCUGGUCAAAACUUCAAAAGCAUCCAAUGAACUUUCUGAAACUGCGUUGUCUCAAUUCCACCACCCAGAGACAAAACUGGUGCUGGAGAAAGAGUACCCGCUGUCUGGAACGGUUACCGAUCUGAGUCGAGUGAAGAUAUUGAACACCAAGAGUGGCGGAGACGCCAUACUAAUUGCCGUCCGUAAUGCAAAACUCAGUUUGAUUGAAUGGGAUCCAGAGCGCGAUGCGAUUUCAACGAUCUCCAUCCAUUACUAUGAGCGGGAUGACUUGACCCGCAGCCCUUGGGUGCCGGACCUUAGCCAGUGCGGAAGCAUUCUGAGUGUUGAUCCAAGCAACAGAUGCGCGGUGUUUAACUUCGGGGUCCGCAAUCUUGCUAUCCUACCCUUCCAUCAAGCGGGCGACGACCUGGUCAUGGAUGAUUACGACCCAGAGCUAGAUGGGGAACGCCCCAGCGAGGGUUCUGGCAAAGAUAUACAGCAAAAGAAGAAUGGCCAGAUACACCAAACACCCUAUGCCUCAUCAUUCGUUCUGCCAUUGACAGCAUUGGAUCCGUCAUUACUCCAUCCCAUUAGUCUUGCAUUCCUGUACGAAUACAGGGAGCCCACAUUCGGUAUCUUGUACUCCCAAGUGGCUACAUCCACUGCUCUCCUUCACGAGAGGAAGGAUUUGGUAUUCUACGCUGUCUUCACGCUCGACCUUGAGCAACGUGCAUCCACGACACUUCUUUCCGUGUCUCGUCUUCCGAGUGACCUCUUUAAGGUCGUGGCGCUGCCACCUCCGGUAGGAGGCGCGGUGCUUCUUGGGUCGAACGAGAUUGUGCAUGUUGACCAAGCCGGCAAAACCAAUGCAGUGGGGGUCAACGAGUUCUCGCGACAAGUUUCUGCGUUUUCAAUGACCGAUCAGUCAGACUUGGGUUUCCGGCUUGAGGGCUGUGUGAUUGAGCGACUCGGCGGGGAUAGUGGGGAUUUGAUUCUAGCCCUUGCUUCUGGCGACACCGCAUUGAUCAAGUUCAAACUCGAUGGAAGAUCCGUCUCCGGCAUGACCGUUCAUCUCCUCCAGGCCAAUGCGGGAGGGAACAUUCUCAAAUCGGCUGCUUCAUGCUCCACCUGUUUGGACGAUGGAAACGUAUUUUUUGGUAGCGAAGACGCAAACUCGGUACUCCUCGAAUGGUCUCACACAUCUUCUACAUCAAAAAAAGCUCGACUUGAAUCCAAGCAAGCCGACGACAGCAAUGAAGGCCUCUCUGACGAUGACCAAAUGGAAGAUGAUGACCUUUACACCUCGGCACCGGGACCUGCACAGAGUGACAAUCGUAUAGGCAAUGACAGCUCAACACCUCAAUACUAUAAUCUUCGAUUGAACGACGAGCUUCCUAGCAUUGGACCUUUGCGAGAUAUCACUUUGGGCAAGGCUAUUCCUAGCGUGAGGAACCCGCAAACAAAUGAGGGUGUUGCCGCUGAACUGGAACUGGUGGCAUCCCAAGGCUCGGACCGAGGCGGCGGUCUGGUCGUCAUCAAGCGUGAGAUCGACCCUUCGACGGUCAUGUCUUUGAAAACCGACAAUGCAGACGGAGUUUGGUCGGCCAGUGUUACCACUACACCGGGGAAGGGAAUGUCCAACCCCACUGAAAACCCAGCCCGGCGAUAUGUUAUCACUUCGCGGCCCACGGAGUCAGAUCAGGAAGCGAACGACAUUUAUUCGGUGGAAGAUGGGGGUUUCAGUCCUUUCAAGGCAUCUGAGUUUAAUCCCAAUGAGGAUUGUACCAUCGAGAUAGGGUCUCUGGCCGGGGAGACUCGUCUAGUUCAAGUCCUCCGAAACGAGGUUCGAAGUUACGAUAAAGAUCUGGGACUUUCACAAAUCUAUCCUGUCUGGGAUGAAGAAGUCAGCGAGGAGCGCGUGGCUAUCAGCGCAAGCUUCAGUGACCCUUAUGUUGUGAUCAUUCGCGAUGAUGCUUCUGUGUUGCUACUUCAGGCCGACGAUAGUGGUGACCUUGACGAGGUUCCACUUCCAGACGAGAUCACCACAUCUCAAUGGCGUUCCGGUUGUCUCUACCGUGACAGAGUCCAGGCAUUCGACGCGGAAGAAGGCACAUCAAAAGACUCGGUCGAACCUGGUUUGCUACUGUGUCUAUUGGACUCGGAGUGCAAGCUGUCGUUAUUCCGAGUUUCUGAUAUGAAGUCGCUCGCUGUUAUUCAAGGCGUCGACUGCUUACCCCCUGUGCUGUCAAACGAUCCUCCCAAACGAUCCAAUAUUCGGGAAACGCUCACAGAAUUUGUGAUCGCAGACCUCGGAGAUUCCUCAAUUGUCUCGCCUUAUCUGAUAGUUCGAACCGAAAAUGACGAGCUCAUAUUCUACAAACCAGCGUUUAUCACCACCAGUACUGCUGGAGAAUCAACACGACGUUUACACUUCUUCAGAGAGUCUAACAGUACUCUACCGAACACGCCCUCGGAGGAUACCCUCGCACAAGCUGAAUACCAGCAACGAUUUAGGCCUAUGAGGGUUCUUUCAAAUGUCUCAGGUCUCAGCACAGUCUUUAUGCCUGGGGCCUCUCCCAACUUUAUCUUUAGAACAGCCAAAAGCCCACCACACAUCACUCGCCUCCGAGGAGGCUUCGCACGAUGGCUAAGCAGCUUCGAUUCAACCGAGGCUGAUUGUGAAGCUGGGUUUAUUUACGUGGAUUCCCAGCACUGUAUCCGAGCUUGUCAACUGCCCCAAAAGACUCAAUUUGACUACCCGUGGCCGUUGCGUCAAAUUCCACUGGAAGAACAGGUGGAUUUUCUGGCUUAUUCAACCUCUUCUGAAACCUAUGUCAUCGGUACUAGCCGUCCGGCAGACUUUAAGCUACCGGACGCUGACGACUUGCACCCUGAGUGGCGUGGCGAAGGUACGCAUAUACCGGAUCGAUCUCUCGGUAUUUCACUGAUCAAAUUUGCAGAACUGUCCUUCUGUCCGAGAAUUCCGGAAAGUUCCAUCAAGGUCAUCAGUCCCAAGACAUGGACCAUUAUUGACAGCUACCCAUUGGAUCCCGACGAGCAGAUCACAGCUGUCAAGAACGUCAACAUUGAGAUCUCCGAAAAUACCCAUGAGCGCAAAGAUCUCGUAGUUGUCGGGACGGCGAUUGCCAAGGGCGAGGACAUGCCAUCCCGCGGCACGAUUUACGUUUUCGACGUGAUCAACGUGGCCCCGGAUCCCGAAAAGCCCGAGACGGGCCGCAAGUUGAAGCUAAUCGGCAAGGAAUCUGUCAAGGGUGCCGUGACCGCCCUGUCUGGCAUUGGGGGGCAAGGGUUCAUCAUCGUCGCCCAGGGGCAGAAGUGCAUGGUCCGAGGUCUCAAAGAAGACGGCAGUCUCCUCCCUGUCGCAUUCAUGGACAUGCAGUGUUACGUGAAUGUUGCGAAGGAGCUGAAAGGAACUGGCAUGUGCAUUCUUGGCGACGCUGUCAAAGGCCUUUGGUUCGCCGGCUACUCAGAGGAGCCAUACCGGAUGUCCCUCUUCGGCAAAGACCCCGAAUACCUAGAAGUCGUGGCCGCAGACUUCCUUCCGGAUGGAAGCAAGCUCUACAUGCUAGUCGCGGACAGCGACUGCAACCUGCAUGUUUUGCAGUACGACCCUGAAGAUCCCAAAUCCUCUAAUGGUGACCGCCUGCUCAGCAGGAGUAAGUUCUACACGGGCAAUUUCGCCUCUUCGGUGAUGCUCCUCCCACGGACGGCGGUUUCUUCAGAAAUCCCAGACUCGUCAGAAGAGGCAAUGGAUGUAGAUGAGACGCACACCAAGCACCAGGUCCUUGUGGCCUCCCACAAUGGAUCUUUGGCACUCGUGACAUCAGUCGCAGAAGAAUCCUACCGUCGGCUGUCGGCCUUACAGUCGCAGCUCGUCAAUACAGUCGACCACCCUGCUGGGCUCAAUGCGCGGGCGUUCCGGGCCGUCGAGAGCGACGGCGCCGCGGGCCGGGGCAUGGUCGAUGGGAACCUCUUGCGUCUAUGGCUGAACAUGGGCAAGCAGCGGCAGGCGGAAAUUGCGGGUCGGGUGGGUGCGACGGAGUGGGAGAUCAAGGGGGAUUUGGAGAGCAUCGGGGGUGACGGUUUCGGCUAUCUGUAA
Messenger RNA from Penicillium olsonii, 4221 nucleotides. NCBI's taxonomy places the organism in Eukaryota, Fungi, Ascomycota, Eurotiomycetes, Eurotiales, Aspergillaceae. The record is from the annotation of a GenBank genome assembly.